Molecule: messenger RNA, 1128 nt
Organism: Symbiodinium sp. CCMP2456
Lineage: Eukaryota; Dinophyceae; Suessiales; Symbiodiniaceae
Source: the annotation of a GenBank genome assembly
AUGGGAGGCACUUGUGCAGACUGGCAAACGUGGAUGGACGUUUUGAAGCACAAGUAUCCGGACUGGACUUUGUGGCCUUUACAGACGAUUACCCGAGGCUGUAGAUUUCUAGGGAAUGACUUGCGGGAACUCUCGUCGAUAGCAGCGGAUGAAAUAAUUGGAAUUAUCCGGUCCAACGAGAAGAUGAAUGCGCGGACAACCUUGCACUGCCUCGGACACUCGAUGGGUGGACUAAUCAUUCGAGGGGCUCUUCCCAAAGUGCUCGAGGAGUGCAGUGGGGUAGAGCUCGGUCACUAUGUCUCCUUGUCGUCUCCGCAUUUGGGCAUCCAGUCGAGCUGGCUACACCCCCUGCACUCGUGGAGAAAUUUUUGCUGGCUGUCGAGGCCAAUUACGAACCAGCUUGCAAACCUCGCCAUCCAGGACACCGCAGGACCCGCGGGACGACUGCACACACCAUUCCUACUGGAAUUGAGUCAGCCCGAGAGCGACCACAUGACGGCACUUGGCAAAUUCAAGCACCGAACCUGUGUGAGCCUGGCCUUCGGUGACCCUCUUAUCCCAGCUGCAUCGGGAUUGAUCGAUCCGGACCUGCUCAUGGAAAGCCAUAGCUCCUUCCACGAGUCCUUCUGGCAUCUUAUUUUUGAUGAGUCCUGGCCGCGGGCCAAAGCUGUCGGGCAAACCGGCAAGGCUGCUGCUGGCUUCUGGAAGUUUCCGGCCCUGCUGCUCUCGCUCGUACACCUUUUCAUGCGUGGCUUCUGUCGCCUCACUCUGGCCUUUCUGGGCCUUUGCGGGAUCGCGGCAAUGCCCUCAUCCAGGAGACCGAAAAGCCAAGCGCAUUUGUCUCCGGUGUCUCCGGACUCUUCGCCCAACGAGAGUCCUAAAGGUGAUCGGAGCAUUCGCUCCAAGAUGUCCUGGGAGCUGUCGCAGGACCUGAAAUGCAAGUAUCCGGCAGAGGUCUACGAAGGACUUCUUUCCGUGCCAUGGCGCCGUGUAGUGGCCAAUGCGCAUCAUCGCCCGAUGCCGCGCAACAUGCAUGUCUUCCUCAUCGGCAAGAGGUCUGAGCAGUUUGACCGAGAGCACCAGAUGUCCAGAACGUGCAUUGAGCACUUGGUGGACUUAUUGGACUGA